AUGAGUUGUGAAGUCAAUGGAGGGAGAAACUUCUUCGACUUCGAGAUAACACAUGCGUUUGUAGCACUUGGGACAAAUUCAAGUGCUCCUUGCUUAAGAAAGUCAAACACAAAGGUAGAAUGCGAGUUUCCAAGGGUCCCUGCAUCCAGCACUCGCCACCGUCGCAGGAAGAGUCAAGUUUCAAACACUGCAACAUAUGCCCAGUAUGCAGUCGAGAUUCAUUUGGACGGAUUCCACCAAACUCUACCUACUAGAACCUUGUAUGUCAGUGAUCCAUUCUUGGUAGGAAAUCAAACCAUCUCAUUUGACCCAGAUGAACUACAGGAUAUUAUAUUAACGGGUGCAAAUCUUGCCAUUGUGACAAAAAAGGAAGAUUAUUUUAUUGGUGUGGGCACUGGAGAAUGUGCUAUAACCAGAUUAAAUGACACAGAGCUGGUUUGUCAACCUCCAUCAAGGGAACCAGCCCCCAGGGCUCAGGAAGACAAACUUUAUAUCAGGGUCCAAGUUGGUAAUUUGAAACAAACAGUUGGAGUGCUAGAGUAUACAAAUUUGCUACCUGUCACGUACAUUGUAAUAGGAGUUUUAGGAUUCCUUCUGGUCGUGGUCAUUAUUGGUUCUGUCCUGAUUCACCGGAAAAUGAGAGCUCGCAACUUAAAGAAAAUUGAAGAGAUGGUACUCAUGGAAUUCACUAAAAUUGAGUCCAACAAAAUAUCCACGGGAAUUCCGUAUCACCCCUACCAGAAUUACGUCCAGUACAUCCUGUUCCCAAAGGAAGUGGAGGCCGGCACCCUGAACAGCCUCUUCCACCACAGCGGGUUCUCCAGCAAGAAUGUUGAGAAGGCCAUGGACCAGUUUGACAAGCUGAUGACUAAUAAAUACUUUGUCAAGUCUCUGAUUGGUACGCUGGAAAAACAACACAAGAUUACUCUGAUUGACAAGGCACAGUUUUCAGCCAACUUCAGUGUGGUUAUGAUGGGAAAGAUGAGAGAUUUCUUUGAAAUUGUGAAUUGUUUGCUGUCAACACUGGUGGAUUCUGCAAACAAAAAGGCACACAAAACACUGUUUAACGGAUUUGAGUCCAUCACUCUGAGACUGCUAUCACAUUGGCUGUCUGUUUCACUCUAUCCUCACUUAAAGGAGAGAGGUGGUUCAUCUCUGUUCAUGCUGUACAAGUCCACUCAGGCAGUCAUUGAGAAACGACCUGUUGAUGAAGUGACAGGGGAAACUAAAAAUACUCUGUCUGAGGACUCUUUCCUGAGGGAGAAAAUCGAUUGUCAUGCCCUAAAACUUGAAAUUGACUUGAAUGGCAAUGGGAACUUAUAUACCUGUGAGGUUCUGGACUGUGAUACUAUCAAUCAAGUGAAGAGCAAGUGCCUGUACCAGAUCUACAAGAACAAACCAGCCUCAGAGAUGCCGUCUACGGAUGAAGUGGACUUAGAGUGGAUGGCUGGCAAGAGCGGUCGUCUUGCUUUGAGCAACAUAGACCAGACGAGUGAACGAGAGGAGAACAUGGUUCGCCGUAACACGCUUCAACACUACAAUGUUCUGGAUGGCAGUCGUAUGGCUCUGAUGCUAAAGUUCUCUCCUGAUGAUAAGCAUACAGAAGAAAAGGACUCUUAUGUAAACCAGCACUCACCGUACUACAUAGAAAUAAUUGAUACUCCGGAUGUCCAUCAGUAUCAGUCAUUGUCCUCUACUGGAAGUUUGGAAAACCUUAGACAUUGACAUCUGGUGAAAAGUUUGGAUGAUGAAGACUCCCACCAGAAGACAGCGAAACCAAAGGACAUUGUUAAGACAAGCCACAUUACCAACUUAAUGCACACGAAGCUGGUAUUGCAGGACAAUAUUAAAGAAGUGUUUGACAGCGUGCUGAACCACGAUACUGUCCCUCUAGUUGUGCAUUACCUAUUUGGAGUGUUGGAAAAUCUGGCUAAUAAGAAUGGUGUUGAACCAGACACUUUACUUUGUUGGAAGAGUGAAAGCUACGCUAUGAGAGUCUGGGCCAAGCUCUUGGUCCGUCCUGAGAACCUGUUCGACAUCCAGAAAGCCAAACACGUAGAGCCAUGUCUGAAUGUCAUCAAGCAGGUCUUCAUCGAUUGCUUCCAUUCCACCACGAUCAGCAAGGAUUCCUCCGUACAAAAACUUCUGUUUGCCCAAGAAGUGCAACAUUACCAGAAGAGGACCAAGCAGUUUUACAAAGCAUUGGCUAACAAGGCUGCUGUAACAGAUGCUGAUUUCUGGAGUGAGAUGUCACGGCUCAACAGUUUGCAGCAAGAGCAUCUGAAAUUCUCCAAACCAGCUGCUUUACAGAAGUUGUACAAGUUUGUUCAGCAGUAUGUGGAGGAGAUAAUUGAAGAUUUGGACGCUGGUGAUGAGACCAGCGGACUUCAGUUCGGCUCCAAAGUGGAUGAUAUUGUCCGUCUGAUGGAAAAUGACUCCUCACUAUAUGACAGCAUAAUUGAAGAUUUGGACGCUGGUGAUGAGACCAGCGGACUUCAGUUCGGCUCCAAAGUGGAUGAUAUUGUCCGUCUGAUGGAAAAUGACUCCUCACUAUAUGACAGCGUAAGUGGAUCAUGUGAUAGCAUUGGAAUUAAUGCAUCAUAGCGAGAUUUUGUCGCUCAGUGUUACAAUUUCAGCAUAGCUAUUUUGUGUUUGAUGAAUCAAACAUAUAUGAAUGAAAGCAGGAAAAUCAAAAGCAUGCUGAAAUGUGACUUAAUCAAAGAGUUAGCAUUUAAAUCAACAAUAUUUUAUACCCAAUACUACACAUCAAUUAUGUACCAGCUUAAUAUAUGUUAUGCAAUGCCAUAGUACAUUUUAUUUUUUUUUAUCUUAUACAAAUUUUUUCCUUUAAAUUUUGAUUUGAAUAGUCAAGACGGUUGAAGUUAUAAGAGGUUGUUGAAAGAAUUUGAUGCCCAGUGUCUGUUUGAUUUGAAGAACUUUUAUUAUUCUUCGAUAUUUUGAUAUUUUAAAAUAUACUUGUUUGUUAGAGCUACAAUUUAAAUCUUGUAAGAUAUUGAAGAUGUCAUGUGAUUUUGAUGAUUUGUGUACUUGACAGGUAUUUGUACUGUGUACCUUAUAAAUGCAAUACUUUAUAUAGUGCUAUUUUUAAACCAAAAGACUGCAUUGCUUUUUUAUACAGUGAAACUUGCUUUUAAGGAAUUCAGAGUGACACUUUUAAAGAUUCUUUAUAUUUGUGUAAGUAAGUUUUUUGAUCAUAUUUACAAGGCUGUUCCUUAUAUUUAGAAAAUGAAUAGGCACUAAAUACUUUUUUGUUUGUACAUCAGCAAAUUCCUUAUUGCCAAUCAAAGGAGCAUUUAAUUUUCUGAAACUUAUUUUGAUAUUGUUUGUACAUAGAAUAUAUACAUAUAAUGGACAUUUGGUAAGUUUACAUUUAUUGCUAUUUUAACAGGACAGAGCGUGUGGAUUAGAUUUAUCAUAAACAAAAGAAAUAAAAUUGUUGAAUUAAUUAUGAGAAAUAAGUAUCACUCUUAAUUGUAUGUACUAAGUUCCUUAAAACCAUUUUUUUUUUAUCAAUGCUUCAUGAAGGAUAAGGCAGGGGAUUUUAGAAUUAUUCCUUAUAUCGCAGAUUUCUUAGUAAUCGAGUUCCUUAUAAACUGGUUAUUCUGUAUAUAUCAACACGGACCCAAUGUUGUUCAAUGCCAAAUAUCUGUUCUGUGCAUUCGUUAAAUAUGUUUGGUAAAUAUUUUGUAAAAGUCUUCAAAUCUAAAAAAAAAAUAAAGUGUUGUAUUCCAAAGUAUCAGUGGUAUGUUAUGUUUUUAUUAUUUGUAUCAGUGGUAUGUUAUAUUUUUAUUAUUUGCUGAUUUUUUAACUAAUAUUUUUUUGUGUUGAAUUUUACAAUGAACGUAAAGUUUCUUGGAUUGAGUUGUACAUAUGUAGAUGAGCCUUUUUUUUUUUUUUUUUUUUUUAUUGUGUGUUUUAU
Molecule: messenger RNA, 3940 nt
Organism: Ostrea edulis (European flat oyster)
Lineage: Eukaryota; Metazoa; Mollusca; Bivalvia; Ostreida; Ostreidae
Product: plexin-B1-like
Exons: 20
Biological process (GO): semaphorin-plexin signaling pathway involved in axon guidance; regulation of cell migration
Cellular component (GO): semaphorin receptor complex
Molecular function (GO): semaphorin receptor activity
Source: RefSeq, a predicted model, not a curated record